AUGAGGCAGUUAGCCAGACAACGCGUAUGGUGGGUCGAUAUAGAUAAGGACAUUGCUACGGUUGCAGACAAACGUGAUGUAUGCAAAAUUGUCAAUCCCACCUUAGCUAAAGAAUAUGUCAGUUGGCCCGACCCAAAACACCCGUGGGAGAGGGUGCAUAUCGAUUUUGCAGGUCCAGUAUUCAACCCGAUGUGGCUCAUUUGCGUUGAUGCCUUCUCCAAAUUCCCCUACAUUUCCCUGAUGACUACAACAACGACAGCUGCUACAAUAUCUGCGCUAGCUACAAUUUUCACCAUCGAAGGCAUCCCAAAAACACUUGCUAGUGACAACGGGCCGCAGCUUACGUCAGAGGAGUUCAACGUUUUCUGCACCCAUCAAGGUAUAAAACAUAUUACGAGCGCUCCAUUUCACCCUGCCUCAAAUGGACUCGCAGAAAGGUUUGUCAUAACUUUUAAAACGGCUGUCAAGAAAAAUAUCGGCGACGGCUUACAACUACAUGUGGCUGUGAGGAAGUACUUAUCUACAUAUCGUUUUAUGCCAAAUGACGAGGGUAAAUCGCCGGCAGAACUUUUGCAUGGAAGACCGGUUCGCACGUUACUGAGCCAGGUUUUCGAAUCACCGAAGGCAAGACUGAAUCCGCCAGCUCCGAACAGUCCCAAGUUCAUCGUAAAUCAAACCGUAUUCGCUCGUAACUAUGCGAGAGAGGAAAAGUGGCUAAAAGCCGUAAUUGUGCGACAACUCGCUAAUACGGUUUAUGUAGUCAACACAGCCGUCGGUUACCUUAAACGCCAUGCAAACCAGCUGAAGCCACGGAACUCAUCUGAUGCCGAAUCCUUUGUACCGUGGAUUCCACCAACCAAUGUAUCUUCAUCAAUUCAACAGCAGCCAUCCUCAACGGAAGCAGAAUCACAGCAGCCAACGCAAAUGCAUAACUCGUCCAAAGAGGGUAUACCAGUUCGCAGGGGUGCGCGUACUCGCCUGGCGGUCGAUCGCUAUGCAGCGCCAGAUUUCCGGAAAUAA
Molecule: messenger RNA, 1020 nt
Organism: Rhagoletis pomonella (apple maggot)
Lineage: Eukaryota; Metazoa; Arthropoda; Insecta; Diptera; Tephritidae
Exons: 1
Coding region: 1-1020 (339 amino acids)
Biological process (GO): DNA integration
Molecular function (GO): nucleic acid binding
Source: RefSeq, a predicted model, not a curated record